This is a messenger RNA of Cuscuta epithymum, 888 nucleotides long. NCBI's taxonomy places the organism in Eukaryota, Viridiplantae, Streptophyta, Magnoliopsida, Solanales, Convolvulaceae. The record is from the annotation of a GenBank genome assembly.
GGAGGGGAGAUCCUUGUUCAGUUUGGUACUUCUGCAGCGGUACGCAAACCGAAGAAGCAAACCGUGCAAUCUGUAACAAAGAGGUCACAGUAUAUAGCCGAUCUCUUAGGCGUUGCAUUGCUCGGACAGAUUACAUUAAUCCCCUAUAAUACUGGAAGCUGAAGAAAGAAAUCAAAGCUUUUAUAUGUGGCCCAGCAGGCCAGCAAAGCAAUAAUAGAAUGGAAUCAAAGUUCAAUCAGCUGAAAUCAUUGGGUCUUGGCUGCAAUUGACAUGGCUAGGCAAACAGUGUAUUACUUGGACUCUAUAGGAGGAUCUGCAGCAGAAGAUUUGGAAAGCAUAGUGAAUCAAGGAGUGAGGAUUCAUCAUGCCUCAACUUCUAAGAACAGGAUGAAUCUGAAAUGGGUGCGAGUCAUGUGUCCGAAGCAAGCGGGAGGAAUGGAAUGUGGUUAUUUUGUUAUGAAAUAUAUGAAAGACAUUGCAUCAGAUGUCAAACUCUUGCAGCAAAAUUUUUCUGAAAUUAAAGAAUACAGUGAAAGUGAUAUUAUAGGAAUACGUGAGGAAUGGGCUACAUAUGCAGCUACUUUGAUAACAAUGUUGAUGAAUGCGGCUGCUAGGAAGACUUGAUGAUGUGAAGCUGACUGGACGAUAUGUACUUAUGAACUGUUAUUGGCGUUGUAUGUACGAUGUCUAGGAUGCUCACCUUUUUUUGGACAUAACUAUGUAUUUGCUUAGAAUUCUAUUAACCAACAGUUGCUUGGUGGUAAAGUGAUAACUUUUGUGUUGGAACUUCCUGGAAUUUUUGUCAUGUUUUGUCCAGCAUACCUAGAAUGCAAAGUUCAACAACAAUGUAGCUUGGAAUUUGACAUGAGUAUUAAGCUUUAAAUGUUC